Molecule: messenger RNA, 1584 nt
Organism: Siniperca chuatsi (mandarin fish)
Lineage: Eukaryota; Metazoa; Chordata; Actinopteri; Centrarchiformes; Sinipercidae
Product: protein preY, mitochondrial-like
Exons: 2
Coding region: 81-428 (115 amino acids)
Source: RefSeq, a predicted model, not a curated record
AAGACUCAUAUUUCGGUGACACAGCUUCUGUACCGCUUCCUGUCGGGGAGUUUUCGCCAGCUUGUUGAACGUUUUUGGUCAUGUUUCGGAAUGUUAGCGGUAGACUGGUGACAGAGACAGUUCGUGUUCACCGCUGUGUGAAGUAUGCACCUUUCACACAGAGGGUAGCCGCCGCCUCUGUGUCGGUCAGGAGCUUCUCGGAUGUGAAGGACGACGAGCAGCAGCCAUUCGACGCCUCCCUGCUUGAGUUCCUGGUUUGUCCGCUGUCCAAGAAGCCACUGCGGUACGAGGCUAAGACCAAUGAGCUGAUCAACGAGGAGCUUGGUAUCGCCUAUCCCAUCGUCGGUGGCAUCCCCAACAUGAUCCCUCAGGAAGCCAGACUCAUACAGAAAGACACCGAUACCUCGACCACACCAACGCAAGGGUAGAAACUCCAUCACAACGCCUUCAGCUGACCCAAGCAAACAGACGUAACACUGUUGUGUUUUAAAGGCUGCUGGACUGAAAGAGACAGUGCUUAUGUAACACUGUGACUGGAUCCUGCUCUGCUCAGUUGCCACCUGGCUAAAAGUACAUGUAAUAUAUCGCCUCAGAUAUUUAUUUACCCCAGCGGUAACCGUAUCAGAACCCAUCUGCAAGUAUGUUCUCCCUGUCCAUGAUGGUGGGGCUGGUCCCGAUAGUGUCUCUCUUUGGUUUGUUCUACUCUGCUGCGGUGGAUGAGAACUUCCCUCAAGGCUGCACCAGCAGCAACAGUCUGUGUUUCUACAGCCUGCUGCUGCCGGUCACCAUCCCUGUCUACGUCUUCUUCCACCUCUGGAGCUGGAUGGGGAUCAAGCUCUUUAGACACAACUAGGCUGUUCUGACUCUGUUCUGUUAAAGGAAAAAUCCACCUGAGUAGACUUUAGUACAAUUAAAUGAUCUGUUGGUGAUGUACCUUGCAUUUCUGGACCCAUUUUGUUCCUUGGUUUAAUAGCAGAAAAUGUCGCUUUCUCAACAAACACUAGAAUGAAAUACUGCUGUAAUACAUGUUUUGAUCUCGAUACCAAGGAAAUAGACACACUGUAGGACUCAAGGCAGAACAAGACACGGCACGCUGACAGAAAGUGAGUGCAACAUAAAAUCUAUCACUAAGGGUAGUAACAGAUUUAUUUGUCACACUCACUGUCAAAUUAAGUCAGUUUUGAGAGUAACCAUAGGUGGAUUUUUGCUUUAAUGCACAUUACUGGUUGUUAAGUUUUCUAUGAUGGAGGGCUGCAAAAUGUAAUGUGUAAAAUAUAAAUAAAGAUAUUUUUCUUCUGAGUACUGGUAAUCAGCUGGCUUAAAAGACAGAAAGGUAAUGUGUUACAGUCACAACAAAACCAGCCACUGUCUGUGGUGUAGUUCUGUAAAAGUCAAAGUAAUACAGUAAAUCCUGAACAUUUGGUUGGUACAGUGUGAUGUCAGUCCUCUUGUGUUAAUUCUGAACCUUGAUGUAGUUUGAGCUGAAAUGGAAGGUUAAGUAUUUGUGUAUGUCAUGUGACAAAUUACAUAUGUACGUUGCUAUGGAGGUGAAAUUAAUAAAGAUAAUAGUACAUUGAAACUUCA